AUGCGAUUCAGUAAUUGCCAUCCGAUUAAGUUCCCCCGCUCACUCCGUCCGGCCCUCCAGUCUCGCACCGAAAAGCCUCAAAAGUCGCAAUCGAAACGUCGCAAGACCCGGUCCUUCCUCCGUCGCUUCAAAGAUGCCUGCUUGAAACACACCUGGCUUCUUCCGCUCCUGAUGCUGGCCGUCCUACUGGGCGCGUAUGCCGUCAAUCCGACUCCGUCGAACCCCAUGCAUAGCGCCAUCUUCCUGUCCUAUCCCCAACCUCCGACGACCCCCGACGGUCCGGUCAUGUACGGAAAGGGCCCCAAGGAUAUCGCGUUCGUCUCGUUCUACAUGGUUGUCUUGUCGUUUACUCGGGAGUUCAUGAUGCAGCGCGUGAUUCGCCCCAUGGCGAUCUACUUCGGAAUCCGCAGCAAGGGCAAGACCGCGCGUUUCAUGGAGCAGGUCUACACGGCUAUGUACUUCAGCAUCUUCGGUCCCUUCGGUCUGUACGUGAUGAGCAAGUCCAACAUCUGGUACUUCAACACCACCGCCAUGUUCGAGGGGUUCCCGCAUCGCGAGCACACGGCGCUGUUCAAGUCGUACUAUCUGCUGCAGGCUAGUUACUGGGCGCAGCAGGCGAUUGUUCUCCUGCUGCAAUUGGAAAAGCCUCGGAAGGACUAUAUGGAGCUGGUCGGGCACCACAUUAUCACGCUGGCUCUGAUCGCCCUGAGCUACCGCUUCCACUUCACCUACAUGGGAAUCGCCGUCUAUAUCACCCACGACGUCUCGGACUUCUUCCUCGCGACUUCCAAAACCCUCAACUACCUCGAUCACUUUAUCACCGUUCCCUACUUCGGACUCUUCGUCGUUAUGUGGAUCUAUCUCCGACACUACCUCAACCUGAAGAUUCUCUGGGCCGUGUUGACUGAAUUCCGAACCGUCGGACCCUUCGAACUGAACUGGGAAACGCAGCAGUACAAGUGCUGGAUCAGUCAGUACAUCACCUUCGCCUUGCUGGCCUGUCUGCAGGCGGUCAACCUCUUCUGGCUGUUCUUGAUUCUCCGCAUCCUGAAGAACUACAUCUUCAACAACGUCACCAAGGACGAGCGAAGCGACGAUGAGGACGAGGAGCUCCAGGAGGAGGCCGCGGCCGUCACCACCGGUGCCGACGUCCCCAAGAUCACUGCCCGCCACCCCAACAAAGAAACCCAGGCCCCGCAAGUUCUGGUCAACGGCGAGCCCGUCCAGAAGGAUCUCUGA
Messenger RNA from Aspergillus melleus, 1239 nucleotides. RefSeq names its product sphingosine N-acyltransferase lag1. Lineage: Eukaryota; Fungi; Ascomycota; Eurotiomycetes; Eurotiales; Aspergillaceae. Gene Ontology annotation, biological process: ceramide biosynthetic process. The record is from RefSeq and is a predicted model, not a curated record. Gene Ontology annotation, cellular component: membrane. Gene Ontology annotation, molecular function: sphingosine N-acyltransferase activity. The coding region runs from base 1 to 1239 and encodes 412 amino acids. The transcript is spliced from 2 exons.